AUGAAUUUAAUUAACAACUUCUGUAAAAAUCAUUCAAAUGUCUCUUUUUGUGGUGUUUUAAGAGCCAGACCAAACUUUAAAUUCCCAACAAAGGUAUGCAUUGAAUGCAUUUAAUAAUUCAACAUUCCUUAAGAUUAGGUGUUAGAAAAGGAAAAUUUAGUUGAAAAACUCUUUUAAAAAUCAAGUCAACACAAUUUAGUUGAAAAAAUAGGCUAAACUGAAUGCAAAUAAAUUUUUAUAGAAUUUCUUGAUAAACUUGAUGCAAUUUAAGAAUAAAUUGCUUUACUUAUUUCUAAAAUGAGAGAAUAUAUUAAUAUGAUCUCAAAAACUUGUAAAAUGGAGGAUGAGAGAUUUCUUAAGCUCAAUUAAUAUAAUUAAAAUCUAUUAGAGUGCUCUCCCUUGGAAUUAGAUUUUCUUAUAAGAUUUUUAGAUGGCAAUAUUUUUGAGGAAUGGAUCUAAACAAAAUAACAAGCAAUAUCUUAAACCAAAAAAGUUAUACAUACAAUUGAAAGGCAAACCUUGAAUAUUGGUAAAAUAAAUCACCUACUUGAAUUAAUUUCCAAGAAUUUGUAAGAUUUCUCAAUAUUUUAAGAACAAAUAACAAAAUAAAUUAAAGAAUAUAUGAAUUAGAGGGUUUAAAGAAAGUUAAAGAUCAAUUAGAGAAAACUAAUUUAAAAAUGAUAAUAUAAAGUAAUGGUGAUUAAAAUUAUCUUAGCGAUGGCGAAAUAAUUAGAAAGUAAGACUUUAUAAUACGAUUUUAGAUAUUAAUAUAAGGAAUUUUAGGAAAAUGAAGUAGUAUUAAAUAAUUUAGAAUAAAUAAAAUACUUAAAUUUUAGAGAAUCUCCUGAGUUAUAUGGAUAAAAUUUCAAAUAAUGGAACAUAUAUUGGAAGUAAGAAUAAGUAGGAGGAGGUGUAUGCAAUUAAUAAGGAUAAAAGGAUGGAAAGUGGAUUGAUAUAAGCAACAAUUUUUGGGAGUAUGAUUUAAGUAAAUAAUAAUUAGUGGCAAAAAUGCAUUUGAAGUAGGACAUUACGAUAAAGAUACAAGAAUUGGACAUUGGAAGUUUAUUUUUAGGAAUUAAAUUAUGUAAUUAUAUUUUGGAAGUUUAGUGGAGGAGGGCUUUAUGAGGGUUAAGGUCUAAAAACAGGAAGAUGGAUUGAGUUGAGCGAUGGAUUUCACGAAAAAUCUUAAAUAAUUUUUAGCGGCCAAUAUGAAAAUGGUAAUAAAGUUGGAAAAUGGGAUAUUGAAUAUAGAUUUAAUGACAUCAUGCCAUUUUAAUAAAUGUAAGAUUAAGUUAGAUAAAUUUUUAGUGGUGGUGGUAUUUAUGAAUACGGGAAAGCCAACAUUAAGAAAGGAAAGUGGGUUGAAUUGAAUGAUAGAUUCCAAGAGUAUUCCUAAGUUACUUAUAAGGGUGAAUAUCAUUAAAAUAAAAAGAUUGGAAAUUGGGAAAUUUGGUAUAAGGAUUAUAAUUCAUAAAUUGAUUAAAAGAUGUACAACAUUUAUUAAUGAACACACUAAUAGUGGGGGCGGAGAGUAUGAUUAGUAAGUAGGUGGGAUGAAAAUUGGGAAGUGGAUUGAAUUGAGUGAUAGAUUUAGCUGUGAUUCUUAAGUCACUUAUAUAGGUGAGUAUAAAGGCAGUAAUAAAGUUGGUAAAUGGGACACUUAUUUCAGAUAUAAUUAUUCGACACCUUUAUAAAAAAUGUAAGUAGAUUUAAAUAAAAAAUUUAGAGCUGGUGGAUAUUAUGAUUAGGGAAGUAAUGGAAUAAAGAUAGGAAAAUGGAUUGAAUUGAGUGAAAGAUUUUGGAAAGAUUAGCAGGUGAUUUCUAUUGGUGAAUACAAUAAUGGUUAAAAAGUUGGUAGAUGGGAUAUUAAAUAUGAAGGAAAUUAAAUGUAAUAUUCGAAUGUAUUUAUUUAAGUGGUGGUGGAAUAUAUAAAGAAGGAGAUGCUGAUAUUAAGAAUGGAGAGUGGAUUGAGUUAAGUGAAGAUUUUGAAACAUGUUCCUAAGUUACUUACGUUGGUAAGUAUUAAAAUGGUAAGAAAAUUGGCAGAUGGGAUAUUUGGUUUACUGAUUAUAUUUCAAAGAAUAAAUAAUUGAUGUAAAUUAUAUUCAAUAAGAUUAGUGGUGGUGGUUCAUAUGAUAUAGAAUUUGGAGGAAUUAAGAUUGGAAAGUGGGUUGCUCUAUGUGAUAAUUUUAGAUAUGACUCUUAAGUUACUUACUGUGGGGAAUAUAAACAUGGUAAAAAAGUCAAUAAGUGGGAUAUAUUAUAUAAGGAUUAUGGAAUGAUUAAUUUUCAAGAAUUGUAUAAUAUUAAUCAAAGAUAAAUCAAUAGGGGUGGUGGAUAAUACGACGGUGAAGGAAAUGGAUUAAAAACCGGAAGUUGGGUUGAGCUUAGUGAAGAGUUCAAUAAUGAUUCUUAAGUAUAUUUUAGUGGUGAAUAUAAAAACGGUUACAAGGUAGGAAGAUGGGAUAUUUGGUAUAGAGAUGAUCGUACUAAACUGAAUAACUAGAUGUAAAUAUUUACUAUAUAAUUGAAGUGGAGGAGGAACUUACGAUGAAAUAGGUAAUGGUUUUAAGAUUGGAUAAUGGAUAGAGUAGGGAAAUAAAUAUUCAAGAGAUUCAUAAAUAAUAAUUUAUGGCGAAUACAAAUUUGGUAAAAGGUAUGGUAAAUAGAUAAUUCAACAUUAGGGAAAUUAAAUGUAAUAUUUAACAUGACUUAUAUUUAGUGGUGGUGGAAUGUUUGAUGAGGAAGCUAAUGGUUUUAAAAUUGGUUAGUGGAUAGAGAUAGCCAAAUAUUUCAACAAUUUAUCUUAAAUUAUUUAUAAAGGAGAAUAUGAAAAUGGGAAUAAAGUUGGUGAAUGGGUAGAAGUCAAUUUAAGUAAACUUGAAAAAAUUCAAGAGAGUCAUUAAGAACAUUGA
This is a messenger RNA of Paramecium octaurelia, 2915 nucleotides long. The record is from the annotation of a GenBank genome assembly. Lineage: Eukaryota; Ciliophora; Oligohymenophorea; Peniculida; Parameciidae.